Messenger RNA from Ictalurus furcatus (blue catfish), 1432 nucleotides. Its product is annotated as MOB-like protein phocein. The record is from RefSeq and is a predicted model, not a curated record. Lineage: Eukaryota; Metazoa; Chordata; Actinopteri; Siluriformes; Ictaluridae. Bases 40 to 717 code for a protein of 225 amino acids. Gene Ontology annotation, cellular component: cytoplasm. The transcript has 8 exons.
AAGUAGACGCGAGUGCGUCACUUCCGGGGCGUUGCCGAGAUGGUCAUGGCGGAGGGUACAGCAGUCCUGAGGAGGAACCGUCCAGGAACCAAGGCGAAGGAUUUUUACAGCUGGCCCGAUGAGUCCUUAGAGGAGAUGGACAGCACUCUGGCAGUGCAGCAGUACAUCCAACAGAACAUUCGCUCCGACUGCGCCAACAUCGACAAGAUCCUGGAGCCUCCCGAGGGCCAAGAUGAGGGCGUUUGGAAAUACGAGCACCUGAGACAGUUUUGUCUGGAACUGAACGGCCUUGCUGUUAAAUUACAGGGAGAAUGCCAGCCUGACACAUGCACACAAAUGACCGCUACAGAGCAGUGGAUCUUCCUAUGUGCUGCACAUAAAACCCCUAAAGAGUGUCCCGCUAUCGACUACACGAGACACACGCUGGACGGAGCCGCCUGCCUUCUAAACAGCAACAAGUAUUUCCCCAGCCGAGUGAGCAUAAAGGAGUCAUCGGUGGCAAAGCUGGGUUCGGUCUGCCGCCGCAUCUACAGGAUAUUCUCCCACGCUUACUUUCACCACCGCCAGAUAUUCGACAAGUAUGAGGAUGAGACCUUCCUGUGUCACCGUUUUACUCGAUUUGUAAUGAAAUAUAACCUGAUGUCGAAGGACAAUCUCAUCGUGCCCAUUCUGGAGGAGGAAGUGCAGACUGCUGGCUCUGCCGAGAGUGAUGCCUGAGGAUACACACGCACAUGCACGCACACACACACACACACACACACACACACACACACACACGCUGUACAAUUUCAUGCAAAAUUGUUAACAUUUUUUGUAUCGACGCUAACAUAUUUUUUGUGAAUCAAUGCUAGUGGUUGCCCUUACACAGGAUCUCAUUUUUGCACACCACCACUAGCCACCUCCAUUUAUCAUCGGCGGUGUUAGGAUUCUUUGAGCGAGGUCUUCGGUUAACAUGUCAUAUUGCUAACAUAAAGUACCUCACCCAUAUAAAUGCACAGCCUCAUCUGUAACACAUUGUUUUGCAUCAUUCUAUUCAUCUCAAAUGAGACCUUAUAAAGGCCAAACUCUUCUUACAGGAGCAUCACAGAAAUCAGCUGGCUGAUACACACACACACACACACUCGGCUAUGCCAUCGGUCGAGUUACAGCAACACUACCAGGGCAUUUUAGUGUCAUAUGGUUAAAAAUAAAUAAACAUUUAGCAGGGUAACCAUGGUUACUACAUGAUCUAAUUAAUCACGGGGCAAAGUUUUUAACUGACUUCUUGCUUUUCUUUGCUUGUGUUUUCUUUACUCCUGCCUAAGUUAUUGCUAAUGUACUGAAGUUUAAAACAUUCACAGCUAAGACCAUCCCGCCUUUUUUUUUCUUUCUAUAAAACUAUCAUUUACAUUAGUAUGUGAAUAUAUAACUAAUAAACAAGUGUACAGAGCCA